GCGAGACAUUUAAGUGCGGCGCAUUCCUGUGCACGGUGCCGGCGAAGGAAGACUCACGGGCGGGGAGACACCACGGGACGCCUCGCAGGGGGAGCCGGAGGAGCUCACCCCAAAGCAAAACUCACGUCAGACCGCGAGGAGCUCGGUGAGGGGGCGGGAUUCAUCAGUGACCUGCACGCGGUUUGAGGGCCGAGGGAGCGGAGAUGUCGGAGCUUCUGUUGAGCGUGCUCGGGGAGCGGCUUGUCAACCGCGAGAAAGCCGAGGUGGACGUGCAGGCGCUGGGUGAACGGGUGUCGCUGCUCGGCCUGUUCUUCGGCUGCAGCCUGAACGCGCCGUGCCGGCAGUUUAACGGCAGCCUGUGUGACUUCUACGGCCGCUUCAAGCAGACUUCGGAGCACCGAGACCAGCUGGAGGUGGUGUUCGUCUCGUCGGACCAGGAGCAGAAGCAGUGGCAGGACUUUUUGCAGGAGAUGCCCUGGCCCGCCUUGCCAUUCAAAGACAGACACAAAAAGAUGAAACUGUGGAACAAGUACAAGGUGACCAGCAUCCCGUCACUGGUGUUCGUGGACGCAGCCACGGGGAAGGUGGUCUGUCGGAACGGUCUGCUGGUGGUCAGGGACGAUCCCAAAGGUUUGGAGUUCCCCUGGGGGCCCAAGCCAUUUGCAGAGGUGGUGGCGGGUCCUCUGCUCAGGAGCAACAGGCAGUCGAUCGACAGUGCUUGCCUGGAGGGGCACUACGUCGGGGUCUACUUCUCGGCACACUGGUGUCCACCAUGCCGCAGUUUGACACGAGUGUUGGUGGAGUCGUAUCGCACAGUCAAAGAGUCGGGUCAAAAGUUUGAGAUUGUGUUUGUCAGCGCUGACAGGUCUGAGGAGUCUUUCCAGCAGUACUUCAGCGAAAUGCCCUGGUUGGCAGUGCCGUAUUCAGACGAGGCUCGACGCUCGCGGCUCAACAGGCUGUUUGGGAUUCAAGGUAUCCCCACCCUGAUCCUGUUAGACACCGAGGGUCACGUGAUCACGCGACAGGGCCGCGUGGAGGUGCUGAAUGACCCCGAGUGCCGACUGUUCCCGUGGCACCCUCGCCCCGUGCUGGAGCUCAGCGAGGCGAACGCCGCUCAGCUUCAUGAGGGACCAUGCCUCGUCCUCUUUGUGGACGCAGAGGAGGAGGGCGAGCUGGAGCCGGCCAAGGAGCUAAUCCGGCCCAUCGCUGAGAAGCUGAUGAUUAAGUAUAAAGCCAAGGAGGAGGAGACGCCGCUGCUCUUCUUUGUGGCCGGAGAGGAUGACAUGAGCGACUCCUUGCGUGAUUACACCAAUCUGCCAGAGGCUGCGCCGCUGCUCACCAUCCUGGACAUGUCAGCGCGAGCCAAAUACGUGCGCGAUGUGGAGGAAAUCACGCCGGACGUGGUGGAGCAGUUUGUCGACGACUUCCUGGCAGACAAGCUCAAACCCGAUCCCAUCUGAGACAGGGAGUCCUAAUAUGGACGAGAAUGGGACUCUUCACAAUCAUCAUUAAUGCACUCCUGCGUCAUCAUUCAAUUUUUACUAGUUUAACUUUUUUUACUCUCUCUGUCUCCUGUGGUGCCUUGCAUUGACUCUAUAGCCCCUACAGUUAAUAUAUACAAAUAUUCUCUUGUUUUUCCACAUUAUGACAUUAAUAAAUACCAUUUCUGGAUUCUAGCGAAGCCCAGCGGACCUACUUAUCACUGACAUCUUUCUUACAUCUGCACCAUGGAGCAUUGAAAACAAAAGAAAAAAAGAAUAAAGUGAUUGCAUUUUUUGUU
Molecule: messenger RNA, 1780 nt
Organism: Syngnathus typhle (broad-nosed pipefish)
Lineage: Eukaryota; Metazoa; Chordata; Actinopteri; Syngnathiformes; Syngnathidae
Gene: nxn
Product: nucleoredoxin
Exons: 8
Coding region: 204-1460 (418 amino acids)
Molecular function (GO): thioredoxin-disulfide reductase (NADPH) activity
Source: RefSeq, a predicted model, not a curated record